Molecule: messenger RNA, 892 nt
Organism: Salvia miltiorrhiza (redroot sage)
Lineage: Eukaryota; Viridiplantae; Streptophyta; Magnoliopsida; Lamiales; Lamiaceae
Exons: 2
Coding region: 244-795 (183 amino acids)
Cellular component (GO): chloroplast
Source: RefSeq, a predicted model, not a curated record
AUCCUGGCUAGAUCAUCUCAGAAAGAAAAUUUAAAAUCAAAUUGCUGUUACAAAAGGCUGAUUUGUUGCAUUAGCUUACUGGCCCCCCAAAAAAAUAUUUUAUGUGGAUGAGCUUAUUUGGACAACCGCCAUUUAAAUUGAGGUGGUGGUUAAAUUUAACGAAUUUGUUGCCACCUAUGCUACAAUGGAAGCAGAAGCCCAUUUUCCACGUUCAAGAAAACCACAAACGAAGAAUAUUUUGGUAUGGCGCUGAAUCUUGGAAGUGCUUCCACUGCUCUCCAUCCAAGACUGUUAAUUUCUUCGAAGAUUUCGAGGCAGAAAAUUGGGCUGAAGCUCCACGACACUCCGUCUCCCCCUUGUCUGAAGUCGGCGGCUGCUCUGUCUGAAGGAACUGAGAGCAAAGUUGCCGAGGAACAAGAUCCACCUACUUAUUCUGGGUCGUCCACUUCAGCUCGGAUACAGAUGGAUCUCUUGGAUCAACUCACAUCUGGUGGCACCUCUAGCCAAGGUUAUGAGAGUGAUGGUGGACCGAGCAUACGCGAACAGCUUGCUAAUUUGGUUGGAGACCGCGAUGAUGAUUUCACUAUCCCAUUAGGUAAGAAUCUCAAGAAGGUCACUGCCAAGUUCCUAACCACAUCACAGAAGAGAAACAUCCGAAGGCAAGCUUACUUGAAUGAAGUAUCCCGCAGGAACGACUCUGUCUUCUUUGCCACUAUCGGUGCCUUUGUUAUCCUCCCGCCUAUUGUCAUUUUAGGAAUAGCAAUUGCAACAGGUUACGUGCAACUCUUUCCAUAAAAAAUACUACAUUCUAUACAUAUCAUAGCAAAGCCACAUUUUGCCUUGUAAAUUUCUCACUUUGAUAAAUCUUGGUUGUUGCUUUUUCUUGGUGUCA